Molecule: messenger RNA, 1363 nt
Organism: Aureobasidium subglaciale EXF-2481
Lineage: Eukaryota; Fungi; Ascomycota; Dothideomycetes; Dothideales; Saccotheciaceae
Exons: 2
Coding region: 464-1171 (235 amino acids)
Source: RefSeq, a predicted model, not a curated record
GUCGCAAGCAAAUGACGUCGAAGUUCUUUUCUUAGGCCCCUUUUGCUCGUGCUCCCGGAUACGGCUCGUACUUUAGGGCCCCACAGCACACUACCACCUGUUUUUCCACGUCUUUCCUGCAGGCCCAAGCAGACUCUGGCUUUUCAACAACGCUGUCAACACGCUAGCCCAAGAGUCUUGGCCAGCUUUGUUUGCAAGGCUCUACAGCAAGCUCUGAUAAGAAUAGAAAAAGAGGCGACCUAGGAAGGAUGGGCUGGUUGCCGGGGGUUAAAAUUAUGCAGGCACUCCCGAAAGGCUGACACUUCUGAUCAUCACUGCGUGAUAAGUAUAUUACUUGUAGCUACUUCUCGUACCUGCUUUCUUCCUCUCUUCUUUUCUCUCUCUUCAAUCGACAUCAACAAAUCCAACUCUUACGCUCACACAAAUCUUCCAACUUCACAAACAAACAACUUCAAUCGCAAAAAUGAGAUUCUCCGCCCUUUUUGUUCUGGCUUCUGCCACCGCUGCUCUUGCUGCCAACUCCACUCCCGCUCUUUUCGCCCGUCAGAGCGAGGGUGCUACCUGCUCUAGUGGCGAGUCUGCUUGCGGUCAGGGAUGCUACGACCCCACCGCCUACACAUGCUGUGGUUCCGCCGGCCAGGUCUGCGCUAUUAGCGAAUACUGCGCCAGCGCCAACCGCUGCUGCCCCAUCGGUGCCAACUGUGACGGUCAGGGCACUUCUACCGCCGAGGGCAGCUCUGCCACCGCCGUACAAUCUGGAUCCACCAUUCUCGGAAGCUCUGCUUCUGCAACUUCGUCCAUGUCUUCUGCUUCCUCUUCUGCAUCUUCGGCCGCUGCUUCUUCAGCCUCUUCUGUUUCAUCGAGUCUGACAUCAAGCGCCGCAGCCGCCUCGUCAGCCGCUUCUUCUGCCUCAAGCAGUGUCAGCUCAGCUGCUUCCAGCGCCAGCUCUAGCAUGUCUUCUGCUGCUUCUUCCGCUUCCCGCUCGGCCUCUUCCGCUGCUUCUUCCGCUUCUCGCUCUGCUUCAUCUUCUGCUUCAUCUGCUUCUCGCUCUGCUUCAUCCGCUGCUGCUUCUGCUUCCAGCUCGGCUGCCGCUACUUCUUCCGGCGCUGCUGUCGCGGGUACCGUCACCAACUUCGGUCUCGCACUUCUUGGUUUCGCUGCUCUUAUCUAAGCAUCUCCGUUGACGAAUGCCGAUGGAUGCAGUGAAGCGGAGGAUUUCCAGGAGCUUUCUUCCUUUCUCAAGAUUAUGUCAGACGAAAGAGUCUGGCUGGUUGUACCCAAUGUAUUUAUGAUACCGGGAGAUUUGCAUUGUUAAUAAAUAGGGAUAUACCUGUAUGAACUAGACUUAUAUAUCAGCUGGUCC